Molecule: messenger RNA, 558 nt
Organism: Lachnellula hyalina
Lineage: Eukaryota; Fungi; Ascomycota; Leotiomycetes; Helotiales; Lachnaceae
Gene: ssp-1
Product: Peptidyl-prolyl cis-trans isomerase
Exons: 2
Cellular component (GO): cytosol; nucleus
Molecular function (GO): peptidyl-prolyl cis-trans isomerase activity; protein binding
Source: RefSeq, a predicted model, not a curated record
GCUGAUACAGGUCUACCCUCCGGCUGGGAAGUCCGCCACUCGCAAUCCAAGAAUCUACCCUACUACUUCAACGAGUCGCAAAAGCUGUCGAGAUGGGAACCCCCACAAGGCACAGAUACAGAGAAUCUCAAGAAGUUCAUGGCUGAGCACCACAGCGCCCCGGAGGUCCAACCGGGCAUGAAUGGUAGUGGUAAGAUUCGGGCAAGUCAUUUGUUGGUCAAGCAUCGGGAUAGUCGUCGGCCGAGUAGUUGGCGUGAGGCGGAAAUCACACGCUCGAAAGAAGAGGCUAUGCGAAUCAUUUCUGGCUACGAAUCACGCAUCAAGAACGGCGAAAAGCUCAAGGACCUCGCAAGAUCGGAGUCGGACUGCAGCAGUGCUAGAAAAGAGGGAGAUCUGGGGUUCUUUGGUAGAGGGGAUAUGCAAAAGGAGUUUGAGGAGGCUGCGUUUCGGUUGAAGCCUGGUGAAGUCAGCGGGGUUGUGGAGACGGCGUCUGGUCUGCAUUUAAUCCAGAGACAGGUCUCGCUCACCCCGGUCAGCUACUUGAUAAACCAUUGCUAA